UGCUGGAUUUCAAUAGUGUUACCAAAGUAGGCAGCCCGAAAAAUCUCUGCAAUUGGUUUGCACGGACCCUAUAUUAUGUUGUACUGUUAUAGCUCGGAAGUUAUUGCAGAGCUACACCAUGAUGCCCCUUAUGACAUGUCGCUAAGGAAGCUGUUGGGUAAUCCUUGAAACUAUGGCUUUUAACAUCUUGAGAAGGUUCCAGAGUGUGACCACGGGAAUAGGAAGAUGCAGCUUCAUACAGAAUGGGCAGUGUUUGUUGCAAUGUAUUGCCAGUCACAGUAGACAGUUGCAUUUACCCUGUGACUACAUGAAGUCAAGUCAUUGUGCCACAAGGCGAUUUAAGAUUCAUAGUGACUCUCAAAAGAUGUAUUUUUCAACCAUAAAGGAUCACCCUUACUUAAGUGGCAUUUCUGUAUGUCUGCACGAAGAUACUUCUGACAGAAUUAGGUCUGCAAGCAAGCAAUCCACAAUCAUGGAUCAAGAGGUGUUUUUAGGUCGUCUCCACGGCUGUGUAUCAGCCAAACAGGUUUUCAAGCUUCUUGCUUCCUUGGAAACUAUGUCUGACACAGUGGCUGCUUUGGCUCUGCAGAGAAUUGCUGUCUUGGAGCAUGACCAGAACGGACUAAAGAACCCAGAAGCUGUGUUGGAAAACGAUGUCUUUAAAGCACUUUGCUUCCAAUUCGAGCAUGAUUCACAGAGACUGACAGAUGCAGGACUUGUGACUGCACUACAUGCCUGUACCCAGCUGUAUGUGGAUCCAUGGAGUACACUGAUGGUGCGCUUGGUUUCAGAGAGCCAAGAGCGGCUGGACAGGGGGCCAAUGGCCAUCAAGAACCUGUGUAUUUUGGGGGAGGCUCUCUUGGCUCUUGAGGGCCCAGGCUGUGGGAUGCUGAAACAAGUCAUGGAUCAGGUACAAGAGCAGGGGGUGGAAAAGUGGAGCCCGGAGGAAGUGACAAUGGUCUACAACAUGCUGCAAGCUGGAGUUGGCGAAAGUGGCCAAUACCAGGACCUCCUUAACACCUUGAAUAGCUUUACUAUAUCUAUAGCCCCCAAACUAAACCCUAAGUCUAUAAGCCACAUACUGAAUGCACUAGUUGUCCUCAACCAAACCCAGGCCAUUCCUUUGGUCAUAAGCCUAUGCAAGCACUCUGUGAGGCAUGUGCCUCGUUUUUCAGAUGAAGAACUGGUGCUAUUGCUUGGAGCUUUCAUGCACUUUGGCCAAAGCGACAGGUAUUUUAUUGAAGCACUGGAAAGAUAUGUACCCAAGAGCACCUUCACCAUGAACCCUGAGGCUGUCAGCAAGGUCAUGCAGUACUGCAGCCGCAGGCAAAUCCUCUCCAGGCCCAUCUUUGACUCUGUGGCACAGAGCUUUGUUUAUAGAGCAGACACUUUAAGUACCAGCCAGAUUGCCAGACAGAUUAUGCCCUUUGGAAAGCUCAAUUAUCUGCCCCCAAAUGCAGGGGGGCUUUUCCGGAGAGUAGAGGGCAUCCUCAGGGACCGUUUCUCUCAGUUCCAGCCUCGCACAUUGCUCAAUCUUCUCCAUUCAUGCACACUCAUUGAAAGGUUUCCUGUUAAUUUCGUGGCCAAAGUUUUUAGCCCCUACUUUCUUCAGCAGUUGGAAGCACAAGGAACUGGCUUGGACAGGAUUGUGCUUGCGCAGCUGACACAGCUCUUUAUGACUGUGAAACUAGAGUGCCCCUUCUAUGAGGGUCCCAAGCUCCACUCCAAGUAUCGGGUGAAAUCUUUUCAGACCCCGGGACGAUCUUUGGAGAGCCCUGUGGAUGGGCAUCUCUACAACCGGGUGAAAACUGGACUGAUUGACCUUCUAGGGGCUAGAAUUUACUUUGCUUCCCGAGUGUUGACACCAUACUGCUACACUUUAGAUGUGGAAAUAAAACUUGAUGAAGAAGGGUAUGUGUUACCAGCUACCCACCAUGAGGAGGUCUAUAAGAGGAUUGCUGUGUGUAUUGAUGGUCAGAAGAGGUUUUGUGCAAAUAGUCAUAAUUUUCUUGGGAAGGAGGCCAUUAAGAAGCGGCAUUUGAAAUUGCUGGGUUAUGAAGUUGUGCAGAUACCAUUCUAUGAGUUUGAGAAGCUGAAUGACCGGAAUGACACAGUAGAGUACCUUCAUAAGAAGAUCUUUCCACACAGCUACAGACUUAGCUGGUGAUUUCCAACAAUAAUAACUCAAAACUCAUUAUGAUUGCUGGCUUUUAUAACACUUAUUCAAAAGUUGUUAAAUAUAUUUUGUGAAAUGCCAACUAGUUGAUACUGUUUCUUCAUUUGCAGCAAAAAUAUUGAGAUCAACACAUGGCUUAAAAUCUGUAUUUUAUCUUGGAGCACUGUUUGCCUUGGUUGUCUUUAAUUACUGAUGACUGUGAAAUAUAACUCGGAAGCAACAUCAUGUUACUUUUUUUUUUAAAUAAAGUGUGUAGUAAUCAAAUAAACAAAAAUUACUUUUGAGUUAUGACUUGCUCUUGCCCAAGGUGGUCAUUUUUAGAUCUGAUGUUGUAUAAAGAUGCUAUGUAACAAAGUAGAUACCACACCUCUAUUAUGCUGACCAUCAGAAUUUAAAGCACUAUUUAGAAUACAACAUAUAGUCAACACAGGAAUAAUAUUUAUUGGUGUCCAUAAAAAGCACUUACAUUUAUAAUUUACUACAGAUAAAUAACCUGCUCCAUCAGAAGGAGCAAUGUAUAUGGUUUAUAUUGCUCACAGAGCAAUGUACUAUAAAUUACUAUGAUAACUAAGAUUACUAAGAUAUUUUCUUAUUCAGACAAGUUCUUUGAUUGCAGUUUUGCAAGAUGAUCUGAAAUGCCUGUUUCUAUCUUAUCGCACUGAGCGAGGCAGGCCUGAAAAAUAAAAUACAAUUAAAAAAAUGCUCAUUUAAAACGUGUUCAUUAAGAAAACUGCAUUUUUAGAUGCAUUAUAACAAAUAGAAUAUGAAGAAAGUAAUGGCAAGAAUACAAAAUGUAGUAAAUGGAUGUAGGGAUAUAAUCAACCAAAAAAAGGGAAAGCCUUGUAACCUUUUCUUGUACCUGAGAACGAUGAUGUUUUUCUUAUGAAAUCCAGGAAACCAUUCUCAGUAUGAAUGUAAAUCAGGAAGAGAGCAGGGCAGCCCUGACUGCAAUGGGCAAGAAAUACAAUACAAUACUGUAGCACUACCAGCUUUUAAAGAAAUGUCCCAUUAUUGAAAUGAAAAGUAUACAAAUUGUAUUUAGUUGGUUUGAUGAUCCCACCUUUCAGUUUAUUUAUGUGCUUGCCUGUAGUUAUGUAUGUACUUUACAGAAGAGAGGAAGAAAACAUUUUAAAGCACAAUAUAUGUCAUAUCUAAUGACUCACCUGAACAGUUUUAACCAAUCCUUUCUUCUUCAUUCUGCAGUCGCUAAAAUUUUCAGGAAAACUCUAAAAACACAGGAGAUUCAGUAUUUGUUUUAAUUUGGCAUUCAUUGUAUACCUGGCAAUUAAAAGGAUUAUAAACCAUUUCAAAGUGUGACCUUUAUGCCACUUGUGGGAAUUUCUUGUUUUCUCAACUUGCAUUAAUGUUUGAUUUUCUAGUGGCUUUAAAUGAACCACUCCAUGCCGUAUGUCCAAUUUACUGACACUGUAAAGACACUUAUCAGCUGAAGUAUUUGUUGCAUCAAAUAAGUUUAACAUCUUAAAAUUCAGUUCUGAUCUUUCUUUGAUAAUGUUUGUUUCCUUUACUAUAAUGUAACAAUAUUCACCUACCAUGGCAUCCAUCUGUUCAAGGAUCUUCAUAAACUGUUCAGCUGCCACCUUAACUCGCUGAUCAAGCUUGCUUAAAGCUUCAGCCUGAAGAUUCUUUGCUAAGAAACCCUGUGUAACACAAGUAAAAUGUAAACCCAUUAAAAAAUAUGUCAAUGACUCUU
This is a messenger RNA of Acipenser ruthenus (sterlet), 3887 nucleotides long. It is a transcript of the gene fastkd3, whose product is annotated as FAST kinase domains 3. The record is from RefSeq and is a predicted model, not a curated record. Gene Ontology annotation, molecular function: RNA binding. Gene Ontology annotation, cellular component: mitochondrial matrix; ribonucleoprotein granule. Gene Ontology annotation, biological process: regulation of mitochondrial mRNA stability; mitochondrial RNA processing. The transcript is spliced from 7 exons. NCBI's taxonomy places the organism in Eukaryota, Metazoa, Chordata, Actinopteri, Acipenseriformes, Acipenseridae. The coding region runs from base 173 to 2167 and encodes 664 amino acids.